GACGGGUGCCUGCAGUUGUGUUGUCGGCCUUCACUUGCAAGAAUGUCAUUACCUUUUCGCGUUAUCGCUUGCACCACGCUUGCAAAUUUGGCUUCUAGACGAGCCCUCAAAGUUCACAGAGCCACAGGUGCACUUCUACGCUCCAAUGCAAGAUCAAAAACUACCACAACGCAGGCUGUAGGCCCCACUGCUCUGAAGGUGGACCCUGCUCAGAAGCGAACGCUCUCCGAUUUCGGGAAGUACGUGGCCGAGUGCUUGCCCAAGUAUGUACAGCGGGUCCAGAUCACGUCGGGGAAUGAGCUCGAGGUACUGAUCGCCCCCGAGGGCGUGGUGCCCGUCCUGCAGUUCCUCAAGGACCACCACAAUGCGCAGUUCGUCAACCUGGCUGACAUCUGCGGCAUGGACGUGCCGUCGCGACACUACCGAUUCGAGGUCAUCUACAACCUGCUGUCGCUGCGCUUCAACUCCCGGAUCCGCGUCAAGACAUACACGGACGAGCUGACGCCCAUCGAGUCGGCCAACGAGGUGUUCAAGGCGGCCAACUGGUACGAGCGCGAGGUUUGGGACAUGUACGGCGUGUUCUUCUCCAACCACCCGGACCUGCGGCGCAUCCUCACCGACUACGGCUUCGAGGGCCACCCCUUUAGGAAGGAUUUCCCGCUCUCUGGAUACGUGGAGGUUCGCUACGACGAUGAGGCCAAGCGCGUGGUGGUGGAGCCCGUGGAGCUGGCGCAGGAGUUCCGCAAGUUCGACCUCGAGUCGCCUUGGGAGCAGUUCCCGGCGCACCGGCUGAAGCCCGCCGCCGAGGAGGUGCCGCUCGACAAGUAGCGGCCGCCAUGGCCGCCUGUCGUAGCCUGGGGCGACUGGGGGCGUCGGUAGCCGGCCAGCCGUGGCCGCCGUCCGCAGCACGCGGUCUCGGCCGCCGGCCCGGUCUCCUUGUGUGAGGAGCGGUGUAGUGCUUGGUGGUGUAAAUACAGUGAUGACCCUUGGUGGACGAGUCUAGCUCCGUCGCAGCGAGUGGAAAGGUUCAACGAAUGCACUUAUCAGGUCUUGAUUUCUGCGAUGUGGGAGGGUUUGUCGCCUUGCUUCCAUCGGACUACGGCAAACGCAGUAUUAGGCAUAUUAUCUCCGCGAUUUAUCUCAAAGGACCGACGUUCACUUAAUAGCAGCUGGUCUCCUUUUCGAAAUAGCGGGGUUAUAGACCGUGCUAAUAUAGUUUUUGCAACUUACGUAGUCUGUCACAAUCUUGGGCAACAGUUGUUGGACAAGUAGAACCGUCCUUCAUAAAAUCAGCCAACCGACCGAAAGACGUGCAUCAUAAUUGAUCCACGAACCGCUGGCUUGAGCGAUAUAUGCCUGCUCAUCACACUAACAGUGACGAGAAGUGCCCGGGUAAUAAACUGGAUGAAUCUUGA
Molecule: messenger RNA, 1415 nt
Organism: Pollicipes pollicipes
Lineage: Eukaryota; Metazoa; Arthropoda; Thecostraca; Pollicipedomorpha; Pollicipedidae
Gene: ND-30
Product: NADH:ubiquinone oxidoreductase core subunit S3
Exons: 7
Coding region: 43-828 (261 amino acids)
Cellular component (GO): respiratory chain complex I
Molecular function (GO): NADH dehydrogenase (ubiquinone) activity
Source: RefSeq, a predicted model, not a curated record